AUGCAGGCACGCAAGCAAAUAAUCACAUCAACACAGCGCAUGGCUGCUAGUGCCCGGACCCGAUCCGUCCAACCACUUACACGGGUUCUUGCUACACAACCUUUGAGGCCAACUUCCCUACGAUUGAUCCCAAGUCUUGCUAUCAGGUCAUAUGCCAAUGGUCGUCCACACCCCCCGGUGCCUGCUCUAGAACAAUUUGGUAUCGACUUGACUGCCCGAGCCAAGGAUGGAAAGCUGGAUCCAGUCAUUGGAAGAGACGCAGAGAUUCAGCGAACCAUUCAAAUCUUGUCAAGACGAACCAAGAACAACCCAGUCCUGAUCGGCAAUGCGGGAACUGGAAAGACUGCAAUUCUCGAGGGUCUCGCCCUCCGUAUUGUGCGCGGUGACGUCCCUGAGAGUAUCAAGAAUAAGAGGGUCAUCAGCCUUGACCUUGGCUCUCUUAUUGCUGGUGCCAAGUUCAGAGGAGACUUUGAAGAGAGGUUGAAGAAGGUCUUGACAGAGGUGGAACAAGCUCAAGGAGAAGUUAUCCUCUUCAUUGAUGAAUUGCACACCCUCCUCGGCCUUGGGAAGGCUGAAGGGUCCAUCGAUGCGUCAAAUCUUCUGAAGCCUGCUUUAGCCCGUGGCGAACUUCAAUGCUGUGGUGCAACAACUCUCAACGAAUAUCGUCAAAUCGAGAAGGACGUUGCAUUGGCUCGACGAUUCCAGCCUAUCAUUGUUAGCGAGCCUUCUGUGGAGGAUACAAUCAGUAUUCUCCGAGGCAUCAAAGACAAGUAUGAAGUUCACCAUGGUGUCCGCAUUACAGAUGGCGCUUUGGUGGCUGCUGCUACCUUAUCCAACCGCUACAUCACCGAUCGAUUCUUACCAGAUAAGGCUAUUGACCUCAUGGAUGAAGCAGCCAGUCAUCUCAAAUUGCAGCAUGAGUCCAAGCCCGAGGAUAUAAUGCGCCUUGAUCACAAGAUCAUGACUAUCCAGAUUGAACUUGAGAGUCUGAGGAAGGAGUCAGACGUCGCUAGCAAGGAGCGCCGUGAGAAGCUUGAAAAUGACCUCAAGAAACUGAAUGAGGAAAUUUCCGAGCUCAAUGCGCGCUGGGAGAAGGAGCGCGCUGAGAUCGAAUCAGUCAAGAAGAUCCAAGAAGAUCUUGAUAAGGCCAAGUUCGAGCUUGAGCAGGCACAGAGAGAAGGAAACUUUGGUCGUGCCUCUGAGCUCAGGUUUGGUGUUAUUCCCAACCUCGAAAAGAAGUUGCCCAAGGAAGGAGAGGGCAAAGAAGCAAAGUCCAGUGAUGCUCUAAUCCACGACUCUGUUAGCCCCGACGAUAUUGCCAAUGUCGUCUCCCGCAUCACAGGCAUCCCUGUGUCGAAGCUGACUUCCGGACACAUUGAGAAAUUGGUUCAUAUGGAAGAUUCCCUCCGCGAGACAGUCAAGGGACAAGAUGAAGCCAUCAAGGCAGUCUCUAAUGCUGUCCGUCUCCAACGAGCUGGCUUGAGCGGCGAGAACAAACCACUGGCUUCCUUCUUCUUCCUGGGCCCUACUGGUGUGGGCAAGACAGAGCUGUGCAAGAAAUUGGCCGGUUUCCUGUUCUCGACUGAGUCUGCUGUUGUUCGCUUCGACAUGUCAGAAUUCCAGGAAAAGCACACCAUUUCUCGACUUAUUGGUGCACCGUCCGGUUACGUCGGCUAUGAGGACGCCGGCCAACUGACCGAAGCCGUCCGCCGGAAGCCGUAUGCUGUUCUUCUUUUUGAUGAGUUUGAAAAGGCACACCGCGAUAUCUCCGCUCUCCUCCUUCAGGUCCUUGACGAGGGCUACCUCACCGAUGCUCAAGGCCACAAGGUUGACUUCAAGAACACCAUUAUCGUUCUGACAUCCAACUUGGGUGCUGAUAUCCUUGUUGGUCAAAACCACCUUCACCCCUAUAGUGAGACACCCGAUGGCGAGAUCGACCCAUCAGUCCGUAAGGCUGUCAUGGACGUUGUCGCCUCGGCUUACCCACCUGAAUUCCUUAACCGUAUCGACUCUUUCAUUGUCUUCAAGCGUCUCGCCCGCAGCGCUAUCCGCGAUAUUGUCGAUAUUCGCCUCAAGGAGCUCCAGCAGCGUCUUGAUGACCGUCGCAUCAUCCUUUCGGUUCCCGACGAUGUCAGAGACUGGCUUGCAGAGCGUGGCUACGACCCCAAGUUUGGUGCUCGCCCCCUGAACCGACUCAUCACCAAUGAGAUUGGCAACGGCCUUGCAGACCAGAUCAUCAAAGGGCAGUUGAAGAUGGGUGAGACUGCCGAGGUUAAGAUCCGUGACGACAAGGAGGGCUUGGAUAUCACCGUCAAGCCCAAGGAUGCUUGA
Fusarium redolens is the source of this 2331-nucleotide messenger RNA. Its product is annotated as P-loop containing nucleoside triphosphate hydrolase protein. Lineage: Eukaryota; Fungi; Ascomycota; Sordariomycetes; Hypocreales; Nectriaceae. Gene Ontology annotation, molecular function: ATP binding; ATP hydrolysis activity. The record is from RefSeq and is a predicted model, not a curated record. Gene Ontology annotation, biological process: cellular response to heat. The transcript has 2 exons. Gene Ontology annotation, cellular component: cytoplasm; mitochondrial matrix. The coding region runs from base 1 to 2331 and encodes 776 amino acids.